AAAAAAAGAAGUGAAGAUACAAAAAAAAAAUAAUAAUAAAUAAAUAAAACGUGUGACUCAAUUAAUUAAUUCAAAAAAAAAAAGGCAAAAAAAAAAUCGAGAACCAUGUCGGAGCACCAUCGAGGUGCCUGGGAUACGCGUAACGACGCCGUUUGGUGGCCCGGCGCAAUGACAACGACAGACCAGCAAUUGCAGCAUCACCAACAGCUGCUGCACCAGCAACAAAUGGCCGCACAUCAGCAGGUUCUGCAGCAGCAACAACAAUCGCUCCAUAACCAGUCAAAUUUACUCAGCAGUCACAACGAUUGGUCCCGCAAUAGUAAUAGUACAACGUCAAAUUCCACCGUACCCGCAGCUUCCCAACAGAUAUUCUCGUAUAAAAAUAUGGCAAGUAGUUUUCCCGGUCAGGCAUCUUCCAAUGUCUCGAGCAGUAAUGUCGGUGCAUACGAUUAUCGAUUAGGCAUGAAUAUGAUUUCGCGACCGGGCGAUCCGCAGCAUACGUCGUGGUACACAUCGCAAAACGACAAUUCGCACCAUCAUCAAUCACAGCAGCAGCAGCAGCAACAACAGCAGCAGCAACAACAACAACAGCAGCAGCAAAAUAAUCAACAUCAUCAACAACAACAACAAUCGCAUCAUACGCCUCCGCCACAACAAAAUCAACACAUGCAACACCAACAACAACAAAGCAAUUCACAACCCAAUAACCAGCCAAUGCAGCAGGCUCCGCAGGCACCUGCGAAAAAGGGCAAGCAUGCCGAUGGCAAACCACGAGGCCGCAUGACAGCUUAUGCAUUUUUUGUACAAACGUGUAGAGAGGAACACAAGAAGAAGCAUCCCGACGAGCAAGUUAUUUUCGCGGAAUUUUCCAAAAAAUGUGCCGAACGAUGGAAGACAAUGCUCGAUAAGGAGAAGAAGCGCUUCCACGAGAUGGCGGAGAAGGACAAGCAACGCUAUGACACGGAAAUGCAAAGUUAUAUCCCACCAAAAGGCACGGUCGUUGGACGGGGGAAGAAAAGGAAACACAUUAAGGAUCCUAAUGCCCCCAAGAGAUCACUAUCUGCAUUCUUCUGGUUCUGCCACGACGAACGAGCAAAAGUAAAGGCUGUCAACCCAGACUACGGCGUUGGCGAUAUUGCCAAAGAGCUCGGCAAAAAGUGGGCAGAUUGUGAUGCGGAAGCCAAGUCAAAGUAUGAAGUGAUGGCUGAUCGUGACAAGAAACGCUACGAGCAAGAAAUGACCCAAUACAAGUUAGAUUGCAAGAACGCCCAAGCCCAAGGCAUUUCGGUGCAACAAUUGCAGGCGAAUCAAGCUAAUCAUGGCGGCAUGGAUGGCGAUGAUGACGACGAAGACGACAUGGAUUAAACAGCAAAAAAUAAGAAAUUCGCCCUGAUUUAUUUUAAUAUAUUUGUAUAAGUUGUAGGCAGCUAUAGUAAUGAUAAAGAAAAUGCACAUUUUUGCAUUGAUUUUGCGACAAAAUUUAAUUUGAAGUCAGAUUGAAAUUUAAAUUGAGAUUAUAAAAGAAAAAAAUAUAUCAUAAGCUCCAGUGAACAUGAAAAAAAAAAUUAAGGAAAGAUAUGAUAGAGCAGUGAUCAAUACUUUAUAUUAUAAUAUUAUUAUUAUUACUAAAUAUUAUCUUGCAUUUUUUUCAAAAAAAAAAGGAUUUAAUUUUCAACUUUCUUUAAAAUUAAAAAAAUCCAUGUAAAAUGCUAGAAAUAUAAAUUAAUAAGAUUUAAGCUUGAAAC
Molecule: messenger RNA, 1745 nt
Organism: Culicoides brevitarsis
Lineage: Eukaryota; Metazoa; Arthropoda; Insecta; Diptera; Ceratopogonidae
Product: high mobility group protein DSP1-like
Exons: 5
Coding region: 106-1365 (419 amino acids)
Biological process (GO): regulation of transcription by RNA polymerase II
Cellular component (GO): nucleus
Molecular function (GO): DNA binding, bending
Source: RefSeq, a predicted model, not a curated record